CCUAUCAUCCCAGCAUCCUUUGCGUGUCCAAUAUGGAAGAACUGGAGGUGGAGGUUCGCGGCUCCAACGGGGCUUUUUACAAGGGCUUAGUCAGAGACAUCCACAAUGAUUCUCUCACCAUUGCCUUUGAGAACAAUUGGCAACCAGAACGCCAGGUGCCCUUCAGCGAUGUCCGGAUGCCACCUCCUGCUGACGCCAAGAAGGAGAUUAGAGAGGGUGAGGAAGUGGAGAUCCUUUCCAGGGCCAAUGAUGUGGAACCUUGUGGUUGGUGGCUUGCUAAAGUCUGCAUGACGAAAGGAGAUUUCUUUGUCAUCGAGUAUGCGGCCUGUGAUGCCGUCUACAACGAGAUUGUGACAUUUGAGCGCUUGCGCCCGGUCAACACCAACAAGGCAAUCACCAGUAAUUACUUUCACAAGUGCACCAUCGCCAUCCCGCAAGAUCUGCAAGAAGCGUGUCAGACCGAGAAUGCGCAUAAAGACUUCAAGAAAGCUGUGGGAGCCUGUCAAGUCUCCUACUGUGCCGAGACCAGCCAGUUGGUCAUUGUGUCCACCACCGAGUCAACGGUGAAGCGCGUGUCUUUGCUGAGUGACAUGCACCUCCGCAGCCUCCGAACCAAGCUGAUGCUCAUGUCCCGCAACCAGGAAGCCACAAAACACCUCGAGAACUCCCGGCACCUGGUGUCGUCUUUCCAGGAAGAGUUCACGGUGAGGCCCGAUUUGAUGGGGCUGGCCAUCGGCAGUCACGGCAGCAACAUUCAGCAAGCGCGGAAAGUGCCGGGGGUCACCGCCAUCGAUUUGGACGAGGAGACCGGUACCUUCAGAAUUUAUGGAGAGACGGCCGAAGCAGUGAAAAAGGCAAGGAACUACCUGGAGUUUCUGGAGGAUUCUGUCCAGGUACCAAGAAACCUUGUUGGCAAAGUCAUCGGUAAGAAUGGAAAAGUCAUUCAGGAGAUCGUGGACAAGUCCGGAGUGGUGCGGGUCAGGAUCGAAGGAGACAAUGACAACAAGCAACCGCGACAAGAAGUGAGCCGCGGAAUGGUCCCCUUUACCUUUGUCGGCACGAAGGAGAGCAUUGGGAAUGUCCAGGUCUUGCUGGAGUACCACAUCUCCUACCUCAAUGAGGUGGAACAACUUCGUCUGGAGCGCAUGCAGAUUGACGAACAGCUGCGGCAGCUCACGCAGGGCCACCGACCCGAGGAGAGGAGCGAGCGCGGAGGGGGAGGAGGAGGAGCAGGGGGAGGGGGAGGAUAUAACGCAGACGGCGGCGCCAACGCCUCGUCGUCCUCGUCGCACGUCGGGCGCUCCUACAACAGUCGAGGUCGUGGGCGCAGAGGCCACGGAUACAGUACCGGAUACGGCACCAACUCGGAGCACUCCAAUGCAUCCGAGACCGACUCGGAGCGUCGCGAUGAAGUCGGCGACUGGUCGCAGGCUGCCGAGGAGCAAAUGAGGCGAAGGGAUCGAGGUCCACGUCCGCAGAGGGACGGUCGCAGGAGGCCCGGACCGGGCAGAGGACGGGGAGGGCGAGGAGGAAGAGGAGGCGCGGGCAGCAGCAGCGGCGGUGGCGGCGCAGGUAAAAACGCCCGUCGGAAGUCAAAAGAAAUCCAGGAUGGAACACGUGACUUUGCGGCAGGCCCUCGCGGUGACAACGCGGAGACCAACACCGAGACGGACCAGACCGCCGACACCGAUGCGAGCGAGUCCAACUUGGUGGCCCCUCGCGCACAGCGGCGAUCUCGCCGACGCAGGACGGAUGAGGACGCCACCAUGAUGGAUGGCAUGAGCGAAUCGGACAACGCUUCCGUGAGCGAAAACGGAAUCGAUGACGCCGAAGCUCAGCCGCAGCGUCGUAACCGUAGUCGGCGACGUCGUAUUCGCCCGCCCGAAGAGCGGCAGCCAGUGACGGUGGCAGACUUCAUGUCCAGGGCCGACUCGCAGAGCAGACAGAUGCCGACCACCAAGGACGUCGCCGCGAACGAGGAGGAGGGUCAGGCGGAUGCCGCAGCAGAGCGCAGCCCGGAGGCUCCUCCCACAACCUCCAACGGUUCCGACAACGUUGCCAACCAAGAGCCCGCCGGGCCCUCGGCGGAGGGGGCCGCCAAAGUCUCGGACGAAGGCGAGCCGGACCCCAAAACUGUUGUCAACGGCCUCUCGUAGCCACACCCCCAAAACACUCUUUUCGAAUCUUGUUUGGCAUCGUUUGAAAUCUCACGCUUUUCUUUGAAUCUGUUUUUAACGCGGCAAGAAUUAUUAUGAAUUUUUUUUUUUUAAACUUUGAAAUUUAAAACCGUGCGUAUUUUUUAGUGGUCUGUAUAAUUACGCCACACCUUGACACUCUUGUUCUACUCCCCCACACAGUUUCUUUUUUUUUUUUUUUUCAGUGGUUCUUCCUGUCUAAGCUGGCCAAAGAUAGUCUCUCACACACUACGAUUAUGUAAAUGUUCAUUUUCAGUCGCAAGAAUGACUGCGAAAGCAGUAUUUGGAAAAAAAAAGUAGUCAGGGAAUGCAACUCCUACCCAUACCGUGCUAUGAAUGCAGCCGUGGUUUUUUGCUAACAUCUUAGCAGGGUUUUUGUAAACGUCUGCCUCCGCCAGGAAAGGUUUUUCUGGAUAUUUUUGUGCAUCUGAAUUGGUUUGUACUUUCUACCGCCGUGCGUGAGCAAUACCACGGCGCAGGCAGAUUUGUUUUGAAGCCCCCCCCCCGCCCGCGUACUUGACGUUGACGUGAUCAGCUGUCGUGCCUUGAGAAAUAGUUUGAACAUGUUGCCUGAAUCGCACAAUAUCUGAAAACUUGUCACACGUCUUUGCUGGUGCUUUGCCUGCCACAGUCGGACCAGAUGAGCCCCCCCCCCCCCCCCCCCACGCCCCAAAUGCUCUCUUGCCACUGUGAACUGACAAACGCAACCACUCAAGACCCCGAGAAGUCAUUCGGAGACAUAUCUUUUCAAGUCGGGUAUGACUGUUCUUAAUGUGUAUGUGUUGAGUUUGGCAUAGCUGCUUUCUCUUUUUCAAUAUGCAACCACUUUGUUCAUGAGGAAAUGUUACAGCGUACCCGGAAAACAAACCCGUCGAGUCAUUUCCUUUGCACUGAAACAUUUUGCUGUCGAGAGUUAAUUGUAGUUGGAAAAAACUGCCUUGUGUGCUCAAACAGCGAUGUAGCCAAUUUCUUGAUUUUUGUUCGGCUGGAAACUCAUUGACCGUUUCCCCAAAAAGAAGGCUUAUUUAUUUUAAAUAUGUACAGUAUUUAAAAAAAACAAAGAA
Messenger RNA from Hippocampus zosterae (dwarf seahorse), 3259 nucleotides. RefSeq names its product RNA-binding protein FXR1-like. Gene Ontology annotation, biological process: anterograde axonal transport; regulation of dendritic spine development; positive regulation of protein phosphorylation. Bases 33 to 2156 code for a protein of 707 amino acids. The transcript has 17 exons. NCBI's taxonomy places the organism in Eukaryota, Metazoa, Chordata, Actinopteri, Syngnathiformes, Syngnathidae. Gene Ontology annotation, cellular component: dendritic filopodium; presynapse; neuronal ribonucleoprotein granule. The record is from RefSeq and is a predicted model, not a curated record. Gene Ontology annotation, molecular function: mRNA 3'-UTR binding; translation regulator activity; protein homodimerization activity.